This is a messenger RNA of Cololabis saira (Pacific saury), 6162 nucleotides long. RefSeq names its product NACHT, LRR and PYD domains-containing protein 14-like. The transcript is spliced from 12 exons. NCBI's taxonomy places the organism in Eukaryota, Metazoa, Chordata, Actinopteri, Beloniformes, Belonidae. The coding region runs from base 642 to 3773 and encodes 1043 amino acids. Gene Ontology annotation, molecular function: protein binding. The record is from RefSeq and is a predicted model, not a curated record.
UUGGACCUGUUUUAGGGGCUUCAGUUGUGUACAACGUUGUGUAGAAUCUGUCACUUGUUUUACUCCCAAACAUCACUUUCACUUACAGAAACUGCAAAGUUGUGUAGAAUCUGUCACUUGUUUUACUCCCAAACAUCUACUUUCAUUUACAGAAACUGCAAAGUUUUCAUUUUUAGGUUCAGAAGUUUGGAUUCAAAAAGGUUUUCAUCAACAAUAGAAGUUGACGAGGUCGUGAAAGACCUUGCCGAUAUCAUUGAUGAUGGGCAGAGUCAAUGCUAUUAAAAUGAUUUUUUUGCCCGAGUUAUUAUAUUUAUUUCUGAAUAUCCAGUGUUUCUGACCAAACCAAGUGUAACUUAUCUGGUGAUGUGCGGACUGUCGUGAAUUUAUUGCUGACGUCACGUUUCCUCAUAUUAUGCACUUCACUGUAUCACCAACCUCAGAAAAAUGCGUACACCAGACUUGAUUUGUGCGUGCAACUUUCUACGUUCAAAUCAAAUUUCGAACAUCCGACCGUGAGCGUAGAAAGUGGCGUACGCACGUUUUUUGUGCGCCGCACGUUUCGAACGUGAGGCCCCUGGUGAAUACUCAGCUUCAGGUCUUCAGAGUCAAAGAUGGUUGGUGUUUCUGGUUCAUGUCUCUGAAUGACUGAAGUCCAGAAGAUGGAUGAUUGUGUGGAGGAAGAGGAGGAGAGACCAGAGUCUCCAGGAUCCAUCAGUCUCUCUAUGAAGAGUGACCGGUCCAAAGAUUAUCCUCUAAACUUCAGUAAAGAACCUAGACCCUCAGACACAGAAAGUCGGUACCGCAGUCAGAGACCAGAGUCUCCAGGAUCCAUCUGUCUGUCUAUGAAGAGUGACCGGUCCAAAGAUAGACCUCCAAACUUAAGUAAAGAACCUGGACCCUCAGACACAAAAAGUCGGUACCGCAGUCAGAGACCAGAGUCUCCAGGAUCCAGCUGUCUCUCUAUGAAGAGUGAGCGGUCCAAAGAUAGACCUCCAAACUUAAGUAAAGAACCUGAAACCUCAGCCACAGAAGGGAGGAAGAGGAGAGGAGUUGGUGUGGAGGAGCAGCUGUCCAGUCAGAGCAGAACUGUACCAGCAGAUGCUGGUCUGCAGGAGGUCCGAGAUAAACACAAGACCAGUCUGAGGAGGAGAUGUGAACAUGUGACUGAAGGAAUUGAUGAAACAGGAAGUAGAACACUCCUCAACAGGAUCUACACAGAGCUCUUCAUCACAGAGGGACUGAGUGAAGAGGUAGAUACCCAACAUGAGGUGAGGCAGCUGGAGACAGCUUCCAGGAUGAAGAGCCUCCAUGUCACUCCAAUCAGGUGCCAGGACAUCUUUAAGGCCAUACCUGACCAACGUGGAGCCAUCAGAGUGGUUCUGACCAACGGCGUCGCUGGCGUUGGGAAAACCUUCUCGGUUCAGAAGUUCUCUCUGGACUGGGCCGAGGGCUUGGAGAACCAAGACGUCACCGUGGUGAUUCUGCUCUCGUUCAGGGAGCUGAACCUGAUCAGAGAUGAGCAGCUCAGUCUUCUCAGGCUGAUCCAGAUUUUCCAUCCAUCGUUCCAAAUGCUCACAGCAGAGCAGCUGGCUGCCGGGAAACCGUUGUUCAUCCUUGACGGCCUGGAUGAAAGCAGACGUUCCCUUGACUUCAACAACGGUCCGGUCGUGUCUGACGUCACACAGAGCUCAUCGGUCAACGUGCUGCUGACCAACCUCAUCCAGGGGAACCUGCUUCCCUCAGCUCUCAUCUGGAUCACUUCCAGACCUGCAGUAGCCCAUCAGAUCCCUCACAAACACGUGGACAGGGUGACAGAAGUACGAGGCUUCACCGACGGCCAGAAGGAGCAUUACUUCAGGAGGAGGUUCAGGGAUGAAGAGCGGUCCAGCAGCAUCGUCUCCCACAUGAAGACAUCCAGAACCCUCCACAUCAUGUGUAAACUCCCGGUCUUCUGCUGGAUCACUGCUACAGUUCUGGACCACAUGUUGACCACGGAGCAGAGAGGAGAGCUGCCCAAGACCCUGACUGACAUGUUCUCCCACUUCCUGGUGGUCCAGACCAAGAGGAAGAGGAACAAGUACCAGGAGGGACAUGAGACGAGUCCACAGGAGCUGACGGAGGCCGACAGGGACCUUCUCCUGAAGCUGGGGAGGCUGGCGUUUGAACAUCUGGAGAAAGGAAACAUCAUGUUCUACCAAGAAGACCUGGAGCAGUGUGGUCUUGAUGUCCCAGAGGCCUCGGUGUACUCAGGAGUUUGUACCCAGAUCUUCAGGAGAGAGUGUGAGAUCUUCCAGAAACCCGUCUACUGCUUUGUUCAACUGAGCAUCCAGGAGUUCCUGGCUGCAGUCUACGUGCUCCACUGUUACUUCACCAGAAACACAGAUGUGCUGGAGAACUUCCUGGGAGAAGACUACAGAUACUCAACUGUGGAUGACUUCCUGAAGAGAGUCAUGCAGAAAUCCCUGGAGAGUAAAAAUGGCCACCUGGACCUGUUUGUCCGCUUCCUUCAUGGUCUUUCUGUGGAGUCCAACCAGAGACUGUUAGGAGGUCUGCUGGACCUGAGGAAGAACCGUCCAGAAACCAUCGAAAGAGUCAUCUACAACCUGAAGAAGAUGAACACUGACAGAAUCUCUCCUGACAGAAGCAUCAACAUCUUCCAGUGUCUGAUGGAGAUGAACGACCUCUCACUUCAUCAGCAGAUCCAAGAGUUCCUGAAGUCAGAGAACAGAUCAGAGGAGGAACUCUCUGAGUUCCAGUGUUCAGCUCUGGCCUACAUGCUGCAGAUGUCGGAGGAGGUUCUGGAUGAGUUGGACCUGGACAAGUACAAGACAACAACAUGGGGUCGACGGAGACUGAUAUCAGCUGUGAGGAACUGCAGAAAGGCUCGAUUUGUUGGUUGUGGACUCUCAGAGACUCACUGUGAAGUUGUUGCGUCCGCUCUGAAGUCCAACCCCUCCCAUCUGACAGAACUGGACCUGAGUCAGAACCAGAACCUACAGGAUUCAGGAGUGAAGCUUCUGUCUGGGGGACUGGAGAGUCCAAACUGUAGACUGGAGACUCUGAGGUUGGAGGGCUGUUGGUUGUCAGAGAUCAGCUGUUCUUCUCUGGUCUCAGCUCUGAAGUCCAACCCCUCCCAUCUGAAACAUCUGGACCUGAGCUGGAACCAGCUGCAGGAUUCAGGAGUGAAACAUCUGUGUGGUUUCCUGGAGAGUCCAGACUGCAGACUGGAGACUCUGAGAUUGCAGUGGUGCUUCUUGUCAGAGAUCAGCUGUUCUUCUCUGGUCUCAGCUCUGUCCAACCCCUCCCAUCUGAAACAUCUGGACCUGAGUGACAACGACCUGCUCGAUUCAGGAGUGAAACAUCUGUGUGGUUUCCUGGAGAGUCCAGACUGCAGACUGGAAACUCUGAGGUUGGAGAACUGCAGUCUGUCAGAGAUCAGCUGUUCUUCUCUGGUCUCAGUACUGAAGUCCAACCUCUCCCAUCUGAAACAUCUGGACCUGAGCAGGAACAACGACCUGCAGGAUUCAGGAGUGAAACGUCUGUGUGGUUUCCUGGAGAGUCCAGACUGCAGACUGGAGACUCUGAGGUUGAGGAGCUGCAGUUUGUUAGAGAUCAGCUGUUCUUCUCUGGUCUCAGCUCUGAAGUCCGACCCCUCCCAUCUGAAACAUCUGGACCUGAGUGGGAACGACCUGCAGGCUGCAGAUGUGGAGCAGCUGUCUGACCUGGUGGAGAGUCCAGACUACCAGCUGGAGACUGUCAGGUGGAGAGAGUGACCAGGACGGUGUUUGUGCAGAGACGGGAUGAGUUGUGUCCGGAUGGUCCUCGGGGGUUGAAGCAGCACCAGUUUGUGUGGACAGACUCUGACUGGGCCGUGAUGAUGAAGAUGUACAUAGUUUCUGUGUUUCAACAUCUGAUGUGUCAUUUAUCAGAUGUGUCAUUUAUUAUCACUAAAUCUGCCUAUUACCACCUGAAAAACAUUGCUAGAAUUAAGGGGUUUCUGUCUAAACAAGACAUGGAAAAGCGUAUUCGUGCAUUCAUUUCCAGUAGGUUGGAUUAUUGCAAUGGCAUCUUUACAGGCCUUAACAAGAAAUCAACCAGGCAGCUGCAGCUGAUCCAGAACGCUGCCGCCAGAGUCCUUACAAACACCAGGAAACUGGAACACAUACAGUGCCUUGUGAAAGUAUUUGGCCCCCUUGAACUUUGUGACCUUUUGCCACAUUUUAGGCUUCAAACAUAAAGAUAUAAAACUGCAAUUUGUUGUGAAGAAUCAACAACCAGUAGGACACAAUCAUGAAGUGGAAUGAAAUGUAUUGGAUAUUUCAAACUUUUUUAACAAAUAAAAAACUGAAAAAGUGGCCGUGCAAAAUGAUUCACCCCCUUUACUUUCAGUGCAGCAAACUCUGUCCAGAAGUUCAGUGAGGAUUCUGAAUGAUCCAGUGUUGACCUAAAUGACUAAUGAUGAUAAAUGGAAUCCACCAGUGUGUAAUCACGUCUCCGUAUAAAUGCACCUGCACUGUGAUCGUCUCAGAGGUCUGUUUAAAGCGCAGAGAGCAUCAUGAAGAACAAGGAACACACCAGGCAGGUCCCAGAUACUGUUGUGGAGAAGUUUAAAGCUGGAUUUGGAUACGAAAUAUUCCCAAGCUUUUAAACAUCCCAAGGAGCACUGUGCAAGCGAUAAUAUUGAAAUGGAAGGAGUAUAAGACCACUGCAAAUCUACCAAGACCUGGUCGUCCCUCUACACUUUCAGCUCAUACAAGGAACAAACUUCCUGUAGACCUGAGGUCUGCUCCAACUGUCAGCUCCUUUAAAUCAGGCCUAAAAACAUUACUGUUUGGGGGCACGGUGGCACAGCAGGUAGUGCAGCCGUCUCACAGCAAGAAGGUCCUGGGUUCGAUUCCCGCUGUGGGCGCUGAAGUGCGUGUUAUUUCCCCCAUGACUUCAGCACCCACACCCUGGGUGGGGUUGGAGAAAGGAUCUUUCUGUGUGGAGUUUGCAUGUUCUCCCCGUGUUCCCUUGGCAAUGUGAGCUACCCUCACAAAAACAUGCAGCAGUCCUGGGCUCUACUGCCCCCUCUGGCCAACUGGGGCGCCAGAUGGGGUGGGGAGGAUCUGGCCAGAAUAACAUCCGGCCGGAGAGGCCCCACCCUGUCUGGUGAAAAGAUGCGGCCUGCUCACUCCUCAGGUUAAGGAGGAGACCUGAGCUCAGUGCAGGAACUCCCGGGGUUGGUAGAGGGAGCAAUGCCUGUCACUUAGGUAGAGCACUGGGUGAUAAAAUGGGGGAAAAAACGGGAUAAAAAUAUAAAAAAAAAAAAAAAAGAAAAAAAUCAGCAGCAGGACAGGUAAAUAAACGUUCAGUUCGCGGGACAAGGACUUCAGUCAAACCAACUGCCGCUGAGCUAAACAUCCUUUCUUUGGACAGUUUAAAAACCAGAUUGUGUAUAUAAUUUUCAUAUUUGCUUUAUUGAAAUAGAAAUCAUGACAUGCGACUUGUGAAUAAACAUGAGUGUUGUUAAAAUCUAUAGUAAAACUGGGUUAAAAUUAGUGCCGUCAGGCGAUUAAAAAAAAUCUAUCUAAUUAAUUACAGGAUUUAUAAUUAAUCUAAUUAAUCGGAUUUUAAUCUCAUAUCUGCUAAAGGUCCCCAAAUAAAGAAUUUGAAUUCUAAGACAUUGCAAAAUUGAAUCAAUUGAAUACACUAAGAAGAGAAGAUUUGAAAUCCACAUUUUUAUUGGUGAAGUGUGUUUCAUAAAUGAAAUUCAAAAGAAAAGCUCAAGCACAUCAGCAAACCAAUUAGGCCACAAAAGGGUUGGUGAAAGGGCCUUUCUGUGUGGAGUUUGCAUGUUCUCCCCGUGUUCCCUUGGGUAGCUAAUGUGAGCUACCCUCACAAAGACAUGCAGCAGUCCUACGACUAGGCUGUGACAGACCUGGUGUAAGCUACGAGCUGAAACCCCUGGGCUAUCAGGCACCUGAUGGGGUGGGGAGGAUCUGGCCGGAGAAUCCCCAGAGAAUCCCCACCCUGUCUGAUGAAAAGAAGCUGCUCCUUCCUGACUUAGGUAGGAAAAAGUGAAAAAAAUGUAAUUAAUUAAAUACUUACCCGCUGCCCUUACUUUUUAACAACUUGUGCUUUUUAUUAUUUUAACUUUGUUAUUCUUAUUAUAUUUUGGUA